AAGACUCGGUGACGACUUUGGCGAUAGCCAUUGCAGAUCACCAACAAACACCUAAUGAAACUUAUGUGGGAACUUGCUUGGACAAAGUUAGAAAUGUGUUUAAGCCCCAAUGGAUGAAAAAUCAAGAUGACAUUCUAUGUUUAUUUCAAGUAUGCCUAGAGAUUAGUCCUAAAGAUACCAAUCUAGUAGUUAAAUGCUGUAAACUGUUGAGUAAUGUAUUACCAAAACUCAGCAUUAGUGAAGAAAAUCUUUUAAAAAAUACAAUUUCUUGGACACUAUCGUGUAUUUUCCAUUUUAAAACCGGUGCUCAGUAUUCAGAAAAAAUUAAUGAAAUUCUUAAUUUUUAUGUUUGUAGUAUUCAAACAUUUAGAAACUUAAACAUUAGCAAUAAUACAAUCAUUUCUAAUGUAAUGGAUUUAUUACUUCAAUUAUUAAAAAAAAUUGAAAACAAAUCUGAGGAUCCACAGACAAAUAUUGAAAUACUAACAUAUAUUAAAUUUCUUGAAGCAACCGUGAUUAUUAUAAAAGAUUAUGAUUAUAUCAAUACUGUUGGAAUUAACAUAAUUAAAUUUAUGGAACAGUCAAUAAAUCAAAAAAAUUAUAUGCAAUCACAUUGCGAAGAAGUUUUGAAAUAUGGACUACAAAUUUUGUCACAACUUAUCGAUCAGUCUAAACAAUGGACUAAUGAUAAUUUUAACAAAUUGUUACCAACUGUUUUGAUAUAUUUAAGGUAUGGUUUGGUUUUUAAUCAAUCAAAAUUUYUUAACAAUUUGCAACCCUCUCCUAUCGUUCAAUGGGAAAAUCCAUCAAGACUAGAUAUAGUACCUACGAUUAAUAUGACAAAUAAACGACGUCAAAAAAAAAAAAGAAUUAUAGAAUCCAAAAAUAAAGUACCAAAAUUUGUUACUAUUUCAGUAGACGAUGAAGUGUUGAUGAAUGUAAGGGAUUCAGAUUUUUCUGAAGAUGAACCAUGUACAUCUAAUGUGAUUGGACAUUUAACAUUAGAUAUACGGUUGUUGGCUGCACAAAUAAUGAAGAAAAUGUUUACCAUAGUUGAGAAAAAAAUGUUGUUAGGGUAUUUGUACACAAUUGUUGAUGGUCCAAUGAACAUUCAAAAUUGUUUGAUUUCUGAAGUAGGAAAUUCAGUACGAGAACCUUCUUCUAGAGUACGCGCAACUAUUAUAACUGCGAUCACAUCUAUUUUUAAUGGAGCAAAAAUUUUUUUUGCUCAAGCUCAAUAUAGAGAGAAAAAAGGCGYAUUUACAACAUGGUCUGAAACUCUUGCUGAUUAUAUGAUUACAAUACAUAAUACAUUGUUAAAAGAUUUUGGUAUGGAAACUCAUAGUGUACGUCUUGUACUUUUGCAUUGUGAAGGUACUGGUGGACGUUCUGGAAUGUAUUGUGAAUGGGCGUCACUGAGUUCGGCAGUUCAAAACUGUGGCGAAUUUGGUCAAAGUGUUUUAAGUAAGUUCCCAGCAGGUUCAGGCAAGGAAGUUGUGUUGUCAGUCAUCAAACAACUAUCAUCAAAUUUAGGUAUAACUCAUCCACCUGAACCAAGUAAACUUGUCAAAGACAAUGAAGUGAUCUGGUGUAUGGAAGUUAUUUGUUAUGGUUUAAGCUUACCACUGUCUGAACAUGAUACAAUUAGAGAUUGUGUUCAUAUUUAUUGUGAUUGGCUUUCAGCGUUAUAUGAAGUACCAAAACUAUCMGUUCCAAAACCAGUAUGCAACGAUCCAAAUCUAUAUGCUAGAAAAAUAAUUUCACAUUUCUAUAAUUUAUUUGUACCCCGAAAAGGAGAAGGUACUGACACAAUUAAUCGCCAAGCAGUCUUGUGCCAUCGUGUCUUAAGAACAUUGCAUGAUUUGUCAAGAACAUCUAAAAUUAUUGAGCCAGAAACUUGGGAAGCUUUGUUGCUAUUUCUUCUGGCCAUCAAUGAUGCCUUGUUAGCUCCACCAACUGUAAAAGAGGAUGUUGGAGAGGAGUUAUGUGAACGAGUAUUAAGCGUUCUUAUAGAAGUAUGGCUUGUUGCUUGUGUACGUUGUUUUCCUUCACCUUCACUAUGGAAAACAUUGCGAGAAAUGGCAGUCACUUGGCGCCAUCGUACUGCUUUGAUUCAUCAAUGGAAUCGUAUAAACUUAGCACUUACUGCUCGUGUACUGACAUUCAUGUAUGGUCCUGGUUUUCCACAGCUAAAAAUACCUAAUGAAGACAUUCACCUGAUACCAUCUGGAAUGACUAAUCACACAAUAGCUCAAAGUUGGUUUAGACUGUUACAAACUAUUGGAAACCCUGCUGAUCUUAGUCGACCAACUACAAUUAGUCGAACUCCCAAAUUUCUCCAAGCUGCACUGUCUGACCCAAAUCAUAGACUUGUUGAUCCAUCAAAUCAUCCAUGUUUAAAU
Messenger RNA from Diuraphis noxia (Russian wheat aphid), 2402 nucleotides. Its product is annotated as HEAT repeat-containing protein 6. The record is from RefSeq and is a predicted model, not a curated record. Lineage: Eukaryota; Metazoa; Arthropoda; Insecta; Hemiptera; Aphididae.